GCGGCGGAGGAGGCGAAAAUGGGCCGGAAAAAAAUCCAGAUCAGCCGAAUUUUGGAUCAGCGGAACCGGCAGGUGACCUUCACCAAGCGCAAGUUCGGGCUGAUGAAGAAGGCGUACGAGCUGAGCGUGCUGUGCGACUGCGAGAUCGCGCUCAUCAUCUUCAACAGCACCAACCGGCUGUUCCAGUACGCCAGCAGCGACAUGGACCGCGUGCUGCUCAARUACACCGAGUACAGCGAGCCCCACGAGAGCCGCACCAACUCCGACAUCCUCGAGACGCUGAAGCGCAAAGGGCUGGGGCUGGAGAGCCACGAGCUGGAGCUGGACGAGGGCCCGGAGCCGCCGGGGGACAGGGACAGGGACAGGGACAGGGCCCGGCGGAUCGGUGACGGCGCGGAGGUGGCGCUGGCGAGGCCCCGGUUCUAU
This is a messenger RNA of Malurus melanocephalus (red-backed fairy wren), 426 nucleotides long. RefSeq names its product myocyte-specific enhancer factor 2B-like. Lineage: Eukaryota; Metazoa; Chordata; Aves; Passeriformes; Maluridae. The record is from RefSeq and is a predicted model, not a curated record. Gene Ontology annotation, molecular function: protein dimerization activity; DNA-binding transcription factor activity, RNA polymerase II-specific; RNA polymerase II cis-regulatory region sequence-specific DNA binding. The transcript is spliced from 3 exons. Gene Ontology annotation, biological process: positive regulation of transcription by RNA polymerase II. The annotation marks the transcript as partial.